CAUCGAUCAUUCAGUCAACAUUUGAAGUUCACUAAAAUAAUUGGUCUCAUUUAUCUCAAAUGGUGCGAGUCGAUUUGAGGCUAAAGUACAAAACUGAUUUUAACAGUCAGACACAAUCGACAACAUCAUUGUUACCAGAGUUAAGUUUUGAAGAGGUUGAAGAAUACUUUUCCGAAUUGUGGUCUGAACAAAUGCCUAGUAAUGAAAUUGUAAAUGGAAAAAAUUGUAAUCCUUCAACUUCAGCCGAAAUGUAUCCUCAGAUACUGUCAUCAUCCUCAUCUGAUGAACACUUGUGCAAUAACAGAAAUCAUUUCUCAACAAACCGGCUAUCUAUUUCCCUGACAAAUGCAGUCAACCAUAGAAUGAAUUUGGUGGAGAAUAAACGGAGAAGACGAUGGAAAACUAUGGCACGUUCCAUGAUUCCUAAGGAACAAUUUUUCAUACCUUGAACUAACUAUCAUUUUUACUAUGAGAUAUAUUACUACUGUAUAGUAUUUACCUUUCAAGCAUUUGUAAUGAUAUCUUGGUGUAUUAUGUUUAUAUGUUUUCAAAUGCAUCAUUGUUAAUGGAUGCACAACACAGAAACCAAUAUUUUACUCUUUUUGUGUCAAAUAUAUAGUUAUUUUAUUAUUCUCA
Messenger RNA from Heterobilharzia americana, 636 nucleotides. The record is from the annotation of a GenBank genome assembly. NCBI's taxonomy places the organism in Eukaryota, Metazoa, Platyhelminthes, Trematoda, Strigeidida, Schistosomatidae.